AUGAGCACGGGGGCGGCAUUGAGGGAUGGGGCUGCGAAGGGGGGCGGGGCCACGCCGGCGGGGGCGGGGCCGUGCCGGUGCGGUCCCGUCCCCGUGGGCAGCACCCGUGCGCCCGCAGGCGCGGGCUGGUCGUGCCGCGCGGUGCUGAGCGACGGGCACCAGCGCACGGUGCGCAAGGUGGCCUGGUCGCCCUGCGGCACCUACCUGGCCUCGGCCAGCUUCGACGCCACCACCUGCAUCUGGAAGCAGGAGCCCGGCGGCUUCGAGUGCGUCACCACCUUGGAGGGCCACGAGAACGAGGUGAAGUCGGUGGCCUGGGCGCCCUCGGGGACCCUGCUGGCCACGUGCAGCCGUGACAAGAGCGUGUGGGUGUGGGAAGUGGACGAGGAGGAGGAGUACGAGUGCGUGAGCGUGCUCAGCUCGCACACACAGGACGUCAAGCACGUCGUGUGGCACCCCAGCCAGGAGCUCCUGGCCUCGGCGAGCUACGACGACACGGUGAAGCUCUACCGCGAGGAGGACGACGACUGGGUGUGCUGCGCCACGCUCGAGGGCCACGAGUCCACCGUGUGGAGCGUGGCCUUCGACCGCGACGGGCAGCGCCUGGCGUCCUGCAGCGACGACCGCACCGUGCGCGUGUGGCGCCGCCACGAGCCGGGCGCCGAGCAAGGGGGGGCCGGCAGCAGCUCCGAUCCCAGCUGGAAGUGCGUCUGCACCCUCUCUGGCUUCCACACACGGACCAUCUACGACGUGGCAUGGUGCCACCUGACGGGCGCGCUGGCCACGGCCUGCGGCGACGACGCCAUCCGCGUGUUCGAGGAGAGCGCGCCCGGCGCCCCGCACGAGCCGCCCACCUUCAGCCUGGCGGCCCACGUGGCCCGCGCGCACACCCAGGACGUCAACUGCGUGGCCUGGCACCCCACGGAGCCCGGCCUGCUGGCCUCGUGCAGCGACGACGGCGACGUCGCCUUCUGGCACUACCAGCGCCCCGAGGGCUGCUGAGCGCCCG
This is a messenger RNA of Nothoprocta perdicaria, 1009 nucleotides long. It is a transcript of the gene CIAO1, whose product is annotated as cytosolic iron-sulfur assembly component 1. The record is from RefSeq and is a predicted model, not a curated record. Gene Ontology annotation, molecular function: protein binding. NCBI's taxonomy places the organism in Eukaryota, Metazoa, Chordata, Aves, Tinamiformes, Tinamidae. Gene Ontology annotation, biological process: iron-sulfur cluster assembly. Gene Ontology annotation, cellular component: cytosolic [4Fe-4S] assembly targeting complex. The transcript has 6 exons. The coding region runs from base 1 to 1002 and encodes 333 amino acids.